Messenger RNA from Eremothecium cymbalariae DBVPG#7215, 798 nucleotides. It is a transcript of the gene RSM26, whose product is annotated as mitochondrial 37S ribosomal protein mS42. The transcript has a single exon. Bases 1 to 798 code for a protein of 265 amino acids. NCBI's taxonomy places the organism in Eukaryota, Fungi, Ascomycota, Saccharomycetes, Saccharomycetales, Saccharomycetaceae. Gene Ontology annotation, molecular function: superoxide dismutase activity; metal ion binding. The record is from RefSeq and is a predicted model, not a curated record. Gene Ontology annotation, biological process: superoxide metabolic process.
AUGGCCAAGUUCUUUAGAAUUAGUACUCUGAAGUUAGGUUAUAUGAUCAAAUUUGCUGCUCGAAGAGCCAUCCAUACGGUACCAAGGCUGCCGGGAAUCUCCAAGCUGGAAACUGAAGGAAUUCCUAAUAUCUUUAGCGCGGGAGGUUUUAAACAAUGUUGGUUAGAUCAACAGAAAUACUUGUGUGACAAACUAACGUUAGCAACCGCUGGUACAGCUUUAGAGUCAUAUCUUCCUUUCCAUAUUGUGUUGAACACUGCAAAAAAACCGUUUCAAACACAUAUAUUCAACCUAGCAUCUGCAGCACAUAAUAACCAUUUGUUCAUCGAGAAUAUAUUACCAACAGAUGGUGUUGAGACUAAACCAUCUAGAUUGUUUGAGCAGCGUAUUAGGGCUCAGUUUGACCACAGUUGGGAAGAGGUGAAGGAAGAAAUGGUUAGGCGUUCCGAACAAGAGGUUUUGGGCCAAGGCUGGUUGUUUCUGGUAGAAAACGCUAACAAAGAAGUGCAUAUUCUCACUGUUCAGAACAAUGGUACGCCAUACUACUUUCCUAGAAACCAAUCGAUCGACUUCAAUGCUCCUGUUUCAACCGAAGAUCUCGAUCAGUUCAAGGAAAUUGAAGCGUUGGCGAGCAAAGGAGAUGUUGAAGAUUGGACGAUGCCGUUAAUAGCCGUCAAUCUUUGGGAUCAGGCCUACUUGAAAGACUAUGGUGUUGCCGGUAGAUCCAAGUAUGUGAAAAACGUAUUAGAUAACUUGAACUGGAUUGCGAUUAAUAAAAGGCUGUAUUCUGGGAACUGA